Molecule: messenger RNA, 2929 nt
Organism: Hyaena hyaena (striped hyena)
Lineage: Eukaryota; Metazoa; Chordata; Mammalia; Carnivora; Hyaenidae
Gene: ZSCAN18
Product: zinc finger and SCAN domain containing 18
Exons: 8
Coding region: 346-1878 (510 amino acids)
Source: RefSeq, a predicted model, not a curated record
ACGCGCACAAACAAGCGGUUUGCCGAGGGCGACGCGUCGGUCGUGGGAGCCGUUGCGUCUUCGCUCCGCCCCAGCCCUGGGGAACGGGCCGCUGCAUUCUCGAGGUCGAGUCCGCCGCGCAGGCCCAGCGCGCACGCGCAGUCUGACCUGACGCCAUCGCACCGAGCUCCUGGCGGCUCGAACCGGCUUGGACCCGCUACGCAGGAGGUCUGGACUGGGCUGAGAUCCCAGAGCAUCUCGCCAUACCUGGUGUCUCUCCGUUGCAGCUGCAGUUACGUGAACUUGCCCUCCACGACAGGUGCCCUGUCCCUGGCCAGUCGCAUUUCCCGGCGCAAGUUUGGAAAGAUGUUGCCUUUGGAGAAGGCGUUUGCCACCCCCAGGAGCUCCCCAGCCCCCCCAGAACUGCCCAUGCUAGGGUCAGCUGCUGAGGACCAGCAGGAGGACUCCAGGAGUGGCCUCGGGGAGCUCCCUGCCAACCUUGAGUCCUCCCGCCUCCAUUUCCGGAACUUCAUCUACCAGGAAGCGGCCGGGCCCCACCAGGCCCUGGACCAGCUGUAUGAGCUGUGCCGCCAGUGGCUGCAGCCCGAGGCGCACUCCAAAGAGCAGAUGCUGGAGCUGCUGGUGCUGGAGCAGUUCCUGAGCGCCCUGCCUGACACAGUACGGUCCCAGGUGGUGGCCCAGAAUCCUGAGAGCUGCCAGAAGGCAGCCUCCCUGGUGAAGGACCUCGGCAUGGCCCUGGAGGAGCCAGAUGGGCCCGUGAGUUCCGGUGAAGACGUGGAACCGGGUGAAGAUGUAGAACCUAGCGAAGACGUGGAACCCAGUGAGGCCGAGGCAGCCCCCGACACCUCCUGUCCUGCUGCAGACCCUGCGCUUCUGGAACAGGAGUGCGCCGGGGACAAGAAGCCCGAGCCGCCCAAGCCUGCAGAGGCUGAGCCGAAGAAGUUGACGUUUCCGGAGGUGCCUCUGUACCUGGGGGAAUGGGGCCACCUGGACCCGGCAGAGGAGAACCUGAAGACCUUCCGGAAACUGCUCCUGUGGGGGUUUCAGCUCGCCCAGCCCGAUGACCCCUGCAGGCUGGAGACUGAGGAGCUUCGGUUGGUUGAUACAGAACCGCCGGAAGGCAGCUUCUCAGGGGGCAAGAGGUGGCAGGAAAGUAAGGAGAGCUUGUGCGAGACGCUGAUGGAGAGCCUCACGAGGGAAAUUCUUGUUUGUCCCUUGACGGGUGCUGCUCCGGAGGAGGAAGAGCAGCCGCAGAAGGUUCCAGAUCCUCAGGAGAGGGAACCAAGCCCCGUCCCCAGAGCCCAGAGGCAGUCAGUCAUCCGGGAGCCAGCCCAGGACAGGGGCACAGCUGGGGAGAGCCCUACUGUGCCCGUAGCUCCAGCCGCCCCGCGCCAAGGCCUUGGAAGAAAGAGGCCCCACUCGAAGGAUGUGGGUGGGCAGACAUGCCCUGAGCAUGUCUCCAGCGUGAGCCACCCCCAGCAGCACCACGUGAAGGAGCCCGCUGCAGCCGGUGACGGCGCAGUGUCCCUGGGCGCAGGCUGCUCUGCUGCCGAUGAGCCUGGGCUGUCCCGAGGGAAGCCCUACUCGUGCAGCGAGUGUGGGGAGACCUUUGCGUGGAUCUCCCAUUUCAUCGACCAUCUCCGAAGCCACAGUGGCAGGAAGCUGUACGCGUGCCAGGGCUGCUGGAAGACCUUCCACUUCAGCCUGGCCCUGGCCGAGCACCAGAAGACCCACGAGAAGGAGAAAGCCUACGCACUGGGGAGGGCCCUGGGCCCCCACCCUGCUGCGUGUGGCACCCAUGCCGGCGGGAGGCUCCGUGGGCUCCCGGGAUGUGUGGCAGGUGAUGUUUUCCCUGUGCAGCCUGAGGCUCAGAGAUGAGCUGCUUUGCUCUAAGUGUCCCUACAGGACAACCUUGCCUGCCAGAUUUCCCGAGCAAUGUAUCCGCUGCUUUGAAACCCCUGCGUGGCUUCCUGCAGUAUCUGUGUGGAUGUCAGUCUUUCUGUUCUCUAAAUGAGCUAAUGUGGCCAAAGCACUUAGAACCCAGAAGGGCCCACGGGCAGCCUUCGUCUCCUUGUAAACACACCCAUGCAGAUGCCCAUGUGCAAGCACGAGCUGUCAGGUGGGAAAGAAGAUUCCCCUCUCUUUCGUAGCCAUUUUAGCACCACCCACACAUUGAAACAUUUGUCAUUGUGCAAAGUGUAGAGUUGCCUUAAAGUGUGUGAUCGCCGGCCCUUGCUGAAGUCAGCUUUGUCUCUAUUCUCUUGUUCAAGCUCCCCAGGGCUUCUGUUCAAGCUCUUUGGUCUUUUUGGAACCCCCUGAUGUCAGGUUCGCUUCUGAAUUCUCAAUAGCAAAUCGUGUCCUAGUUAAGCACGUGUCUGUGUGUGUGGAGUGGCUUCACAAAGAUCACAAAAAUGCUUGGAGCCUUGUAAUGCAGUGUUUUCAAACCAUGCGUCUCAGCCCACUAGUGAAUUGUGAAAUCAAAUUAGUGGGCGGUUGUCGUCAUUGCAAAUCAAUGAAGUAGAAUUAAGUAGGGUAAAAAUUUGUUGUGUAGUAAAGGCAAAUAUUGUUUUGUGAAACUUUUCAGCUACAUUAUCUAAAUCUGAGACUUGGUUGCAAUGUAAGAUGUAUUUCUUACUCAGGGUGGAGGAUCAUGAUCAAAGCACGUUGAAAACACUAACAAGGGUUGAUGAGAUGUGUCUCCCUGGACAAGUGGAAACUUAACUCUGUGGGCUACAUAAGAUGAUCUUCAGAUUUUUGCAUUUGAUCUCAGAUUAGAGCAUUGUUUCUGUUGCCUGAGCAUAAAACUUAACUGCUUCUUGUAGAUAAACUGGUGCCUCUUUCUGUCAUAGUGUUUGAGCAGGCAGUCUGUUGUAAUGAUGACCGAAUCACAGAUGCUUAGCCUAAUAAAGGAUUUAUUUCUUCACUCACA